Messenger RNA from Chrysochloris asiatica (Cape golden mole), 2196 nucleotides. It is a transcript of the gene TRPV5, whose product is annotated as transient receptor potential cation channel, subfamily V, member 5. Lineage: Eukaryota; Metazoa; Chordata; Mammalia; Afrosoricida; Chrysochloridae. The record is from RefSeq and is a predicted model, not a curated record. The coding region runs from base 1 to 2196 and encodes 731 amino acids. Gene Ontology annotation, cellular component: membrane. The transcript has 15 exons. Gene Ontology annotation, molecular function: calcium channel activity; protein binding. Gene Ontology annotation, biological process: calcium ion import across plasma membrane.
AUGGGUGCACCCCCACCCAAGGCCAAGUGGCCGUGGGUCCAGCUUCAGAAACUUCUGACCUCCUGGCUCAUCAGAGAUGGCGACUGGGACCAGCUCCUGGACGAGGCCCACAUGCGGCAACAGAAGAGGAUCGGGGAGUGUCCAUUGCUUCAGGCCGCCAAGGUCAACGACAUGUGUACCCUGAAGGAGUUGCGGCUGGAUGGCAUCUGUGACUUCAAACAGAGAGGAGCCCUGGGGGAAACAGCACUGCACGUGGCUGCCCUCUAUGACAACCUGGAAGCCUGCCUGCUGCUGAUGGAGGCUGCCCCCGAGUUGGUCCGGGAGCCCAUGGUAUCCGAGCUGUAUGAGGGUCAGACUGCGCUGCACAUCGCUGUUGUGAACCAGAAUGUGAACUUGGUACGAGCUUUGCUCGCGCAUGGGGCCAGCGUCUCAGCGAGAGCCACAGGGGCUGCCUUCCGCCGCAGCCCCCACAACCUCAUCUACUUUGGGGAGCACCCGCUGUCCUUUGCCGCCUGCGUGGGCAGUGAGGAGAUUGUGCGGCUGCUCAUUGAGCACGGAGCUGACAUCCGCGCCCAGGACGCCCUGGGAAACACCGUGCUGCACAUCCUCACCCUCCAGCCCAACAAGACCUUCGCCUGCCAGAUGUACAACCUGCUGCUGUCCUAUGAUGGACGUGGGGGUGACUCCCUGCAGUCACUGGACCUCAUGCCCAACCACCAGGGCCUCACCCCCUUCAAGCUGGCCGGUGUGGAGGGCAACACUGUGAUGUUCCAGCACCUGAUGCAGCGGCGGAAGCACAUCCAGUGGACUUAUGGGCCUCUGACCUCCACCCUCUACGACCUCACUGAGAUCGACUCAUGGGGAGAGGAGCGGUCCUUUCUGGAGCUUGUGGUGUCCUCCAAGAAGCGUGAGGCACGCCAGAUCCUGGACCAAACGCCUGUAAAGGAGCUGGUGAGUCUCAAGUGGAAGCGGUACGGAAGGCCGUACUUCUGUGCGCUGAGCGCCGUCUACCUGCUCUACAUCGUCUGCUUCACCAUGUGCUGCGUCUACCGCCCCCUCAAGUCUCGUGGAGGCAACCGCACACAUUCUCGCGAUAUUACCAUCCUCCAACAGAAACUACUGCAGGAAGCCUAUGUGACUUACCAGGAUAGCAUCCGAUUGGUGGGAGAGCUGGUGUCUGUCUUGGGGGCUGUGCUCAUCCUGUUUGUAGAGAUCCCGGACAUCUUCAGGGUUGGGGCCACUCGCUAUUUUGGGCAGACCAUCCUUGGGGGGCCAUUCCAUGUCAUCAUCAUCACCUACGCCUGCAUGGUGCUGGUCACCAUGGUCCUACGGCUCACCAAUUCCAACGGGGAGGUGGUGCCCAUGUCCUUCGCCCUGGUACUGGGCUGGUGCAGUGUCAUGUACUUCGCCCGAGGAUUCCAGAUGCUGGGUCCCUUCACCAUCAUGAUCCAGAAGAUGAUCUUUGGAGACCUGCUGCGGUUCUGCUGGCUCAUGGCUGUGGUCAUCCUGGGCUUUGCCUCUGCGUUCUAUAUCAUCUUCCAGACGGAGGACCCAACCAACCUGGGGCAUUUCUAUGACUACCCCAUGGCUCUGUUCAGUACCUUUGAGCUCUUCCUCACCGUCAUUGAUGGACCCGCCAACUAUGAUGUGAACCUGCCCUUCAUGUUCAGUGUGGUUUACUGUGCCUUCGCCAUCAUCGCCACACUACUCAUGCUCAAUUUGUUCAUCGCCAUGAUGGGUGACACUCACUGGAGGGUGGCCCAUGAGCGGGAUGAGCUGUGGAGGGCCCAGGUGGUGGCCACCACGGUGAUGCUGGAACGGAAGCUGCCUCGCUGUCUGUGGCCUCACUCUGGCAUCUGUGGGCGCGAGUACGGACUGGGGGACCGCUGGUACCUGCGGGUGGAGACUCACCAUGACCAGAACCCUCUGCGAAUGCUUCGUUAUGUGGAAGCCUUCAAGUGCCCUGACAAGGAGGAUGGACAAGAGCAGCUUUCUGAGGAACUGCCCUCUGUGGUUGAGAGUGGGACUCUGGCCAGAGCCUCGCUGGCCCUACCCACGCCCUCUCUGUCCCGGACCACGUCCCAUAGCAGCAGUAACCGAGGUUGGGAUAUCCUUCGUCGCAACACCCUGGGACAUGUGAACCUGGGCUUGGAAUUGAGUGAGAGGGAUGGAGAGGAGAGAGUCUACCAUAUAUGA